AUGGUAAUGGGUAUGUUUGAGCUGAGGAAGCUCGCGCUAUUUGAGGUUAUUGGGAUGUAUGAUCACUCCCUCGCUGUUAAGCUUGGCGUUCAUUUCUUCUUGUGGGGUGGGGCUGUAAAGUUUCUGGGAACCAAGCAUCAUCACGACAAGUGGUUGAGUUCUACUGAAAACUAUGAGAUCAAGGGUUGCUUUGCUUUGUCUGAGUUGGGCCAUGGAAGUAAUGUUCGAGGGAUUGAAACAGUUGCUACUUAUGAUUCGAACACUGGAGAAUUUAUAAUCAAUACUCCAUGUGAAUCGGGUCAGAAGUAUUGGAUUGGUGGUGCAGCAAAUCAUGCAACACACACUAUAGCCUUUUCACAGCUCCAUAUAAAUGGAAGCAAUCAAGGGGUGCACGCAUUUAUUGUCCAAAUCAGGGAUUCCGACGGAAACAUAUGUCCAAACAUCCGAAUAGCUGAUUGUGGUCACAAAACUGGUUUAAAUGGAGUUGAUAAUGGCCGUAUCUGGUUUGAUAAUGUGAGGAUACCCAGAGAGAAUUUGUUGAAUUCAGUGGCUGAUGUUUCACCAAGUGGUGAAUAUCUGAGUGCAAUAAAAAAUGCAGAUCAGAGGUUUGCCGCGUUCUUGGCUCCAUUGACCAGGGGUCGUGUUACUAUUUGUGUCAGUGCUGUUUACAUAUCCAAGAUUAGCUUGGCCAUUGCCAUAAGAUAUGCAUUGACAAGGCAGGCAUUCUCCAUUACACCAAAUGGGCCUGAAGUUUUACUGCUUGAUUACCCUACUCAUCAACGGCGUCUGUUACCUUUACUAGCAAAGGUAUAUGCAAUGAGUUUUGCUGCAAAUGAGCUCAAAAUGAUGUAUGUCAAUAGAACGCCUGAGUCAAACAAGACAAUUCAUAUUAUUUCUAGUGCUUACAAGGCUACUUUAACUUGGAAUAAUAUGCAUACUCUCCAGGAAUGUCGUGAAGCCUGUGGAGGACAAGGAAUUAAAUCUGAAAAUCGUGUUGGUCAAUUCAUGGGUGAAUUUGAUGCGCAAUCGACAUUUGAGGGGGACAACAAUGUUCUGAUGCAGCAGAUUAGCAAGGCACUCUUUGCAGAAUACGUAGCAUGUCAGAAGAAAAAUAAGCCAUUCAGUGGUUUGGGAUUAGAACACAUGAACAAACCUUUGCCUAUUAUCCCAUCCCAGUUAACUAGUUCCACCAUUAGGAGCAGUGAAUUUCAGAUUGAUCUGUUCCACCUAAGAGAGCGAGACCUAUUGAGACGUUUUGCUGAAGAGGUUUUAGAACGUCAAUCUCUUGGAGAAAGCAAAGAGUCUACCUUCAUUUUAAGUUAUCAGCUCGCACAAGACUUGGGCAGAGCUUUCUCAGAACGAGCAAUAUUAAAAACGUUCAUGGAGGCAGAGUCAACUUUACCAGCUGGUUCAUUGAAG
Cajanus cajan (pigeon pea) is the source of this 1419-nucleotide messenger RNA. The record is from RefSeq and is a predicted model, not a curated record. Lineage: Eukaryota; Viridiplantae; Streptophyta; Magnoliopsida; Fabales; Fabaceae.